Molecule: messenger RNA, 1231 nt
Organism: Guillardia theta CCMP2712
Lineage: Eukaryota; Cryptophyceae; Pyrenomonadales; Geminigeraceae
Exons: 1
Source: RefSeq, a predicted model, not a curated record
GGAUGAGGGAGAAGCUCCUCGAGACGGCGUCCAUGGCAGAGGUCCUGAAGGAAGAGCUCAAGCUAGCAAGGAAGAAGCACACUCAUGGAAGCAGACUUCACGAGGAGCUAAGGAGGGAAGCGACGUGGUGGAGGAUCAAGGACUUUCAGAACAAGACAGGGCUGUUCAGGCAGCGCAAGGAGAUCAUGGCUUAUGAGAUGAGGAUACAGCAGCUCGAGGAGGAUCUAAGAGCCUUACAGUGUCCUGAUCCUUUGGACGAACGCAUGUUACACGGACUAGACGCGGAGCGCAGGAGAGCAGCGCUGUUCCUCCAGGAGGCGAUAAGGGAGCAUGAGCGAGCUAUCGAGUCACAGAGCGACCAUAUUCAACAUCUCUUGAGGACGAUAGAGGAGAUGGAGGCGAAGAACAUGGCGUUACGAGAUGCAUUAAACAGAUAAAGACCUCUUGGAAGGAGACUUUGCCUUCGAGUCCGUGAACUCGUGCUUCUGGAUCCAAAGCUUGCGGUUCUUGAGGACAGAGCCGCGCAUGCGGAGAGCUCGGUUGGCCUCGAGGGCACGGUCAGCAUGCGGGAGUAGACAUGAGCACGUACCGAAACUUCAUCCUUGAACACCAACCACACUCGACCACCGUGCUGGGGCCUGAAAGGAUCGAUGAGUACACAACCCUGGUGCCUCCGAGAGCACGGAUCGGCAAGCAUGCGAUGAGAGGCAGGGGCAUACUUCUGUCUCUUGGCGACGCCAAUGGCGCCCACCUUGCCGGGGGCAGAGAAGACAAUCUCAACCAGGCCCGAGCAGCUGGGCUUGAAAUGAGCCUCGAUCUCCUCCCUUGUCGUUGACCUGCGGGAUUGUGUCAACCUCGACGCAGCAGCUCAGGGCUCUGCUGGAGGGCCUUGGGGCUGUCCGGCCUUACCAGUCAAUGUUGCCCACGUACAAGACAGUUCCGUUGGGGUUGGUCAGGAAACCCCUCCCGAAGAUUUUUGCCUCGUCCUCUUCAUCCCCCAGCAAGGGAUGGGGGCGGAGGAGAUUCGAGAUGAUCUGUCAACCGUCUUCAGUCGCAAAGUCAGGGGAGGAAGAGGCCCUUCCGACCUCGUGGUUUCUCCGCCUCUCCGCGAGCUCAGUCUUGUUGAGAUCUUGGGGGACCUUGUACGAUCUCCUCAUGGACUCUGCGACCUCCGAUGGCGUUGCAAACCAGCUGACAUGAAAGCGUUAUAGUCAGAUUAAACUAUAUCUCC